AUGAAAUAUAUCCCAUAUUCAACAGUCGGAACCAAAGAACAGUCUGAUCGAUGUCCGACAUUUCUCCCAAUAAGUGAAGACAUAUUAUCUUGUCCAAGUCGUUCUAAACGACCUUCCUGUUCAAUCCAUCGAACUACAAAUCGAAACAUCUAUAACAUGGCCGAUCAAGACGCAGCUGGUUUAACUGCUGCUGAUCUAAAAAAGAAGCGAACAUUCCGUAAAUUCACCUAUCGUGGUGUUGAACUCGAUCAAUUAUUAGACAUGAAAACAGAACAAUUGAUGCCACUGUUACACUGUCGCGCUCGACGACGUUUAUCACGUGGUCUCAAACGCAAACCCAUGGCUUUGAUCAAGCGUUUACGCAAAGCCAAAAAAGAAACACCAGAAUUAGAAAAACCACAAGCAGUGAAAACCCAUCUACGUAAUAUGAUCAUUGUACCUGAAAUGGUCGGUAGCGUUGUUGGUGUUCAUCAAGGCAAAACAUUUAACUCAGUGGAAAUCAAGCCUGAAAUGGUUGGACAUUAUCUUGGAGAAUUUUCCAUCACAUACAAACCGGUGAAACACGGUCGGCCCGGUAUUGGUGCCACCCACUCGUCUCGUUUCAUUCCAUUGAAAUAG
Messenger RNA from Adineta ricciae, 618 nucleotides. The record is from the annotation of a GenBank genome assembly. Lineage: Eukaryota; Metazoa; Rotifera; Eurotatoria; Adinetida; Adinetidae.